CAGUCGCUGGAUAAGCUCAACAAGGGAGACCAGAUUGCACCUUCUCCUUCUCCUCCUCGAAUAUAACCGGAUUUUGGGCUCUGCGCGCUCCAAAACGUCUCCAUCCAGGCGGGUUGAUUCCCCUCUUUUAGUUGUGGUUUUGUUGUGUCACAGGAGCAAACUUGGAGCACGGGAUAUUUGAGAGGGCUUUGGGACCGAGGACUGCCUUGACAGACAGACAGACAGACGGCUUCUUUUGCUGAGCUUAUCAGCCAGCGUGGCUCCAUAUGGCUUUUUUUCUCUCUCUCAUUGCUACGGAGGAUGCAGGGUGAAAAAGCCCUGAGCAGGGCUCCCAGUUACCCGCCAAAAGAAUGUUGGCAUGACCAUGAAGAUUAAAGCUGCCAUUUCGACUCAAGUGAAACCGUGCACGCUCUAACCUGCACCGGAAGGGAACGCUCCAUAAUUACCUAAAUUAGACCCGAGUGUGCCCAAUGGAUAUUUGAAUCCCCGUCACGUUUGCUCUUAAUAGCCAUGGCAGAGAGGACCUUUAAACAGUUCAAACUCUUUUGGCGCCAACAGUGAGAGGUUUGGCCCCGUGGCCUGGACAGUGUCAGGUAAUGGUGUUUGCUCCAGGAAUUAAGUGUCCACCAAGCCUCUUGCUAUGCAGAUAUAUCAUCACAAUGGAUCUUUUCUCAGAGAAUGCAUCAGUUUUCACUUAUAUACCCAUGUAGACAUUCAGUCGUGCACCAGUCUACUCUCUUACAGUCAAACGUAGAUAUUUCCUGCUUUUAGAAAAGGCUCUCACAAAUAAAUCCAGCCCUAUACAUCCCUCUCCACCUACACACACUCGUGAUUCCAAGAUGGUUUUACAGAAGCCCCAUGGCGCCCACCUCAUAUGGGUCGGGCUGCUCAUUUGUUGCUCUCUAGAAAUAGCCACUUGUCUAGAAUUUACAGGCGCUGAGGGACAGUGGGCUCGGUUUCCAGUGUGGAACGCGUGCUGCGAAAGCGAAAUGAGCUUCAACAUGAAGACGAAGAGUUCCCACGGCUUGCUCGUCUACUUCGACGACGAAGGAUUCUGCGACUUUUUGGAACUCCUCAUACUGAACGGCAAACUCAGCCUCCGCUUCUCCAUCUUCUGCGCUGAGCCAGCGACCGUCGUGUGAACGGCGGUCAACGACAGCCAGUGGCACGCCGUCGCCGUGAGGCGGAACUUCAAGAACACGACCCUGACGGUGGACGGCGAGACCAAAUGGGUGGAGGUGAAGUCGAAAAGGCGGGAUAUGACUGUUUUCAGCCAUCUGUUCGUUGGUGGAAUACCACCGGAGUUGCGGUCUGUGGCGCUGCGGAUGACGUCGGCGGUGGUCAAGGAUCAGCCGCCUUUCGCGGGUUGGAUAACGGACAUAAAGGUCAACAGCACGGAGUCCGAGAUGAUCAAUGGCGAUGGGGUCUUACAGGACCUCUGCGGUACGGCCAACAUGUGCUUAAAUGGAGGAGUCUGCAGUUUAAUUAACGAGGAGCCGACAUGUGACUGCUCUCAGACGGGCUUCCAGGGGAAGGACUGCAGUGAAGAAGACAACAAUGCCGAAGGUCUGGCACACCUGAUGAUGGGCGACCAAGGUAAAAAUAAAGGGCAGAGAGGGGAACCUUGGCUUCUAAGGUCCCUACUGAGCAUUCAAGGAAAAGAAGAGUAUGUCGCAACCUUCAAAGGAUCUGAGUUCUUCUGCUACGACUUGUCCUUGAACCCGAUUCAAAGCAGCAGUGACGAAAUCAUACUGUCUUUCAAAACUCUACAGAGGAAUGGACUGAUGCUGCACACGGGCAAAUCGGCUGAUUACGUCAACCUGGCGCUGAAAAAUGGGGCUGUCUCACUCGUCAUUAAUUUGGGGUCUGGAGCCUUUGAAGCUCUGGUGGAGCCAGUCAAUGGGAAAUUUAAUGACAAUGAUUGGCAUGAUGUCAAAGUAACAAGGAAUCUACGUCAGCACUCAGGCAUUGGACACGCUAUGGUAACGAUAUCUGUGGAUGGGAUUCUGACCACUACGGGAUAUACACAAGAAGACUACACCAUGCUAGGCUCGGAUGACUUCUUCUAUGUCGGAGGAAGUCCUAGCACGGCUGACCUGCCUGGAUCUCCGGUUAGCAACAACUUCAUGGGAUGCCUGAAGGAGGUUGUGUACAAAAACAACGAUGUGAGACUUGAGCUGUCCAGGCUGGCCAAACUGGGUGAUCCCAAGAUGAAGGUCCAUGGCACUGUGGCUUUCAAGUGUGAGAACGUGGCCACUCUGGAUCCCAUCACAUUCGAGACACCGGAGUCCUUCAUUGUCCUGAACAAGUGGAACGCCAAGAAGACGGGCUCCAUCUCCUUUGACUUCCGCACCACAGAGCCUAAUGGCCUCCUGCUCUUCAGCCACGGAAAGCCCAAGCAGCAGCCCAAGGACUCUAAGAAUCCCCAGACGCUCAAGGUGGACUUCUUUGCCAUCGAGAUGCUGGACGGCCAUCUUUACCUGCUGCUGGAUAUGGGCUCGGGAACCACAAAGACCAGGGCGGUCAAUAAGAAGGUCAAUGAUGGAGAGUGGUACCACGUGGACUUCCAGCGGGACGGCAGAUCAGGUACCAUCUCCAUCAACACCCUGCGCACCGCCUACACCGCCCCAGGAGAGAGUGAGAUCCUGGACCUGGAUGACAACCUGUACCUCGGGGGUCUGCCCGAGAACAAACUGGGGCUGGUGUUCCCCACCGAGGUGUGGACGGCGCUCCUCAACUACGGCUACGUGGGCUGCAUCCGAGACCUCUUCAUCGACGGGCAGAGCAAAGACGUGCGGCGCCUGGCCGAGAUCCAGAAGGCCACGGGGGUCAAGCCCUCCUGCUCCAAGGAGCCGCCAAAACAGUGUUUGAGCAACCCGUGCCAGAACAACGGGGUCUGCAGGGAGGGCUGGAACCGCUACGUGUGUGACUGCUCUGGGACGGGAUAUCUGGGACGCUCCUGUGAAAGAGAGGCGACCAUCCUCAGCUACGACGGCAGCAAGUUCAUGAAGGUGCAGCUGCCCGUGGUGAUGCACACGGAGGCCGAGGACGUGUCCCUGCGCUUCCGCUCCCAGCGAGCCUACGGCAUCCUGAUCGCCACCACGUCCCGGGACUCUGCCGACACCCUGCGUCUCGAGCUGGAGAGCGGCCGCGUCCGCCUCACUGUCAACUUAGAUUGUGUCAGGAUUAACUGUACCUCCAGUAAAGGUCCAGAGACUAUUUUUGCGGGUCAGAAUCUGAACGAUAAUGAGUGGCACACAGUGCGUGUGUUCAGGAGGGGCAAGAGUUUGAAACUGACCGUAGACGAUCUGCUGCCUGUGGAAGGUCAAAUGGCCGGUGACCACACCCAGCUGGAGUUCCACAACAUAGAGACGGGCAUUGUGACGGAGAAGCGCUUCAUGACCUUGGUGCCGUCCAAUUUCAUCGGCCACCUGCAGAGCCUCGCCUUCAACGGCAUGGCCUACAUAGACCUGUGUAAAAACGGCGACAUCGACUACUGCGAGCUCAACGCCAUGAUCGGCUUCAAGAACAUCAUCGCCGACCCCGUCACGUUCAAGUCGCGCUCCAGCUACGUGACCCUCACCACGCUGCAGGCGUACUACUCCAUGCACCUUUUCUUCCAGUUCAAAACCACGUCGUCCGACGGCCUCAUCCUGUUCAACAGCGGCGACGGAAACGACUUCAUCGUGGUGGAGCUGGUCAAAGGCUAUCUGCACUAUGUGUCCGACCUGGGAAACGGAGCCCACUUGAUCAAAGGCAACUCUAACAAGCCGCUGAACGACAACCACUGGCACAACGUCAUCAUCUCCCGGGACACCAACAACCUCCACACCGUGAAGAUUGAUACCAAGGUCACCACGCAGACAACCACAGGGGCCAAAAACCUGGACCUGAAGGGUAACCUUUACAUCGGAGGGGUUGCAAAGGAGAUGUUCAAGGAGCUGCCAAAACUGGUGCAUGCCAAGGAGGGCUUUCAAGGUUGUCUGGCAUCAGUGGAUCUGAACGGGCGGCUCCCGGACCUGAUGUCAGACGCUCUGGACUGUGUGGGACAGAUAGAGAGAGGGUGUGAAGGCCCCAGCACGACGUGCCAGGAGGACUCGUGUGCCAACCAGGGCGUGUGUCUCCAGCAGUGGGAGGGCUUCAGCUGUGACUGCAGCAUGACGACGUUCGGAGGGCCGCUCUGCAAUGACGCGGGAACAACGUACAUAUUUGGGCGAGAUGGCGGACUGAUCACGUACACGUGGCCGCCAAACGACCGUCCCAGCACGAGGGCAGACCGGCUAGCCAUCGGCUUCAGCACGCACCUGAAGGACGCUGUCCUGGUGAGGGUGGAUAGCUCCUCUGGUCUCGGAGACUUCUUGAAGCUUCACAUUGAAAAAGGAAACAUUGCCGUGGUUUUUAACGUGGGAACAGACGACAUUAAUAUUGAGGAGACGUCAAAGUUUGUAAAUGACGGAAAGUACCAUAUAGUGAAGUUUACGAGGAGUGGGGGUAAUGCCACUCUGCAGGUGGAUGACCUGCCAGUCAUUGAGCGCUACCCCACAGGCAACAAUGAUAACGAACGCCUGGCGAUUGCUAGACAGCGAAUCCCAUACCGACUUGGUCGAGUAGUUGACGAAUGGCUACUCGACAAAGGGCGGCAGCUUACAAUCUUCAACAGCCAAACCACUAUACAGAGGGGCUGGGAGCGGGACCGGAGUCGAUCGUUUCAGGGCCAGCUCUCGGGCCUCUACUAUAAUGGCUUGAAGGUGUUCAACAUGGCCGCCGAGGGAGAUCCCAACAUAAGGAUCCAGGGCAGCGUGCGGCUGGUGGGGGAGUCGCCCUCCUCUAUCACGCCGCAGUCCAGCACCACGGCCAACCGCUCGGAGACGUCCACAUCCAUCAUGGAGAUCACUACCACCACGGCGUCCAGCCGGCGGGUCAAACAGACGACACCGCGAGAGCCUCAGCAGACAACCGAUGACUUGCUGGUGGCGUCAGCCGAGUGUCCGAGCGAUGAUGAGGACAUUGAUUCCUGUGAGCCGAGCUCAGCCAAUCCCACCGGCGCCGGCCCGAGGGGAAUCCCCGGCACGUCGGAGGUCUUCCGGGAGUCCAGCAGCACGACGGGGAUGGUGGUCGGCAUCGUAGCGGCGGCGGCGCUCUGCAUCCUCAUCCUGCUCUACGCCAUGUACAAAUACCGGAACAGAGACGAGGGCUCGUACCACGUGGACGAGAGCCGCAACUACAUCAGCAACUCGGCGCAAUCCAACGGCACGGUGGUCAAAGAGAAGCCGGUCAACACAGCCAAGACCUCGGGCAAGAACAAGAAGAACAAGGACAAGGAGUACUACGUGUGAUUGUGAGAAAAAAUUUGGUCCCUGCCUGACCAAAUUGAACGUUUUCCAGAAAAGACAAAUCAGGACUUCAACAUGUGUACAGUAUAAUCACAAAGAUGAACACUAUUUAGUCUUUUUAUCCUAUGAGACGAUGCUCUGAGGAGCAAACGUGAAAAAAAUUAAAAGUUACUUUCUUUGGACUCAAUAUGUCGAGACAGACUUAUGGAAUAACGGCUCUGGUGACCGGAUGAUGAACAAAAACACAUCCAACAUGUCACCCCAAACAAUAUGAACACAUCUGUGAUUUGUCUCCUCGGCCGGGACGACAACGCUCUGACUCCCGUCUUUUCUGGUACACACAGAGGAGCACAGACGCGCUUUGCAGAGGGAGCAUCAGCAUUACAAACUUAAUGUUCUCAUUUACAUUGCCUGUGUUUGUGUUGUUGGGACUUUUUUUUUUUUUUAUACAGAAAAUGACACAAUGCAUUAAAUAAAAAUACAUACAUGAAGACGCCAAAACAUUUUACUGUGGGUGACUGAGGAAGACAAAAAAAAAAUUUGGAGAGGAGGAGGAGGACAAAAAAAAAAUAAAAUAAAAACCCUGAUGGAAGUGCGAGGAAUCAGGCCAAAGUGCUCCCUGGAGAGGCAGUGAUGGCCGGCAGAGACUAACACCUGGAUGACUGUGCUGACACGAGAUUGGAUGGGCAGUUUCUCUUAAGGACAACGUUACAAAAAGAAGAGUGUGUCCAUUGUGCCAGCUUAGAAAUCCGGAGGCCUUUCGUUUUCACAUCGUGUGAACUCAAAGGAGAGACACCGAGGGGGGAGAGCGGGGGGAGUCGUGCACGCAAAAUUAUCUUAUUACAGUACAUAUGUUUAUAUACAGUACAACCACAUCUAUAUGUGCUUUCUGGACUGUGACAAAGUGGUGUUUUAUAGCCUGUUGUAUAGAUGAUGCAAACUAUAACUGCUCCUCAAACAUUUUUGGAAUAAAACUACAACUACAAAAAAAAAAAGAAGACAUAAGUGUUACUAAGUGUUGCUAGACAUAGACGAUUUUAUGAAGACAUCUGCUUUUUAUUUUCAGUUUGAUGAUCAUUUGAUUCUCCCUCUGUUUUUACAUGUGUUCCUAUAUAGUUUUUUAUACAAAUGCAGAUCUGAGAUAGACGAUCCCAGACCAGUUAGUAGCCUAACCGUUUCCCCCCGAAAAACUGCAUACGGCGGCGGAAAGGGUGGCAUUAAAAACUGCGGAUCUCUUCUGAGGAUACUGGUAGAGUCACUGCCUUCCCGCUCAAUCCUGACUUACAGUACAUGAGUGAGAAUGAAGUCCAAGCUUAUGAAUGCUGAUGAUGAUGAUGAUAAUGGAUGAUUACAAUGAUAAAUUACCUUUGCCGUGUGUGUUUUCCAAGUGGUACAGUAUGACGAGAUUGUCUGAUGUGUGCUUGGGGCUGAUGCAAAAACCCAGAGGAGAAUAGCUCAAAUAUGUCUCCGUUUUCAACUGUUCUGUGUUCGUUCUGUCAUUCUGUCAGUCAAAAAUUCUGCUUUCCAGAGACCUGUACUUGGAAUGAGUAUGAGGAAAAGUGACCAUGAUCUAUAAAUGAUGAUUAUAAAUUGUC
This is a messenger RNA of Labrus bergylta (ballan wrasse), 6928 nucleotides long. The record is from RefSeq and is a predicted model, not a curated record. Lineage: Eukaryota; Metazoa; Chordata; Actinopteri; Labriformes; Labridae.